This is a messenger RNA of Dunckerocampus dactyliophorus (ringed pipefish), 2029 nucleotides long. RefSeq lists its product as uncharacterized. The record is from RefSeq and is a predicted model, not a curated record. Gene Ontology annotation, molecular function: calcium-dependent protein binding. The transcript is spliced from 6 exons. Lineage: Eukaryota; Metazoa; Chordata; Actinopteri; Syngnathiformes; Syngnathidae. Bases 379 to 1713 code for a protein of 444 amino acids.
AGUUUGAAUAACCUGCCAGUAGAUGGCAGAGUCGUCUCAGCUGACACAAAAAAAGUAUUUCUUUGAAAACAUUUGCUGCCUUUAAGUUUUGGCCAUCUAAAAUUAUUAGCUCAGUCCACCUUCCCUCUGACACAUUCAUGCAAUACCAAUACAGAACCAACUAUUACAGAUAACACUAAUAGUAAUGUCGUGAUUAAACUAUUGAAUUUCUACAGCGGCCCCACGUCUAAACAUUUGAAUGCCGUGUACCUGGCAGUUGGCAGAGGGUGUUCCGCACAAGUCGUUUCAGUGGCGAUUUUAGAGAAGAAGUGUCUUCCACUGAGUUCCCCGUAUGUUUGUGGAUGUCUAACAUCACACGUGGAUUAAAAACCAAAAAGCAUGCACUCAAAGAAGGCCACAAUCAUUCCAGAAACAUUUGGACACCUUAAGCCUUUGUCAAUGUACUCAAGGAUGAACAUUGACAAAGGCAGCCUUUACAGUUUCCCUGAGCCAUUUAUUAAUUAUAAAUUUGAGCUUGUCGACGGUGGUGCGACAAAGCGGAAAUUAGAUGAUUCCCACCAGAAAAACUGCAAAGAGACUCCCGCAAAGAAACCGUUCAGUCCAAAGGUGUUGACGCCGGAUGACUGCUCCUCCCUGUUGUUUAGCAGCUCUCCAGUGAGACAACACUCCCCUUUAGUCUUCUUUCAGGCCACGUUGUUGGCCAAAACGCCAAGCAGCUCCAAGCAUGUUGCAUGUGAGUCAACCCCGACACUGUGUGGUCACAAUGGGAAUGAUCCUUGUGUGGUUAAGGAUGAAAACUUACAACAGCAGCCUGCCUUGGACGCUGAUGACCCCUUGUCCGUCAAGUCCUCUGACACUUGUCCGAAUGUAAAACAUGAGGAUGAGGAUAAGGGAUAUUUGUUCAUGUGCCUCACUCCCUCACUGCAGACCCCGCCUACCUGCAGUCCACUUCUUAAGGUGGUCGAGGGGAAUGAGCUUGCGUCUGAGCCGCAGAGGCCAACACAGGUCGCACAGAAAGGAUGCAGAGUCUCUCUCGCAGUGACGGAGCAAGACUCCACUCUAAGUGGGUUGUCAUGGCCCUCACCUGUAGAACCAUUAGGGGGCUUGGUAGAGGUGGUGUGGAAUAUCGGUCCCCCCAUUCUAGAAUCAUCUGUUUGUACAAAUGAGGGUGAGGCUAGUGGGACCAAGUCAGUAGAAGAGGUUCCGCCAAAUGAGACAGAAUCCCUUCAUGAGGGCAGUACACUUGAUUCGGACACCAGUUUCAAAGUUGAGGUCAAGUCCGUGGUGCAGAUUCCCACUCAGCACACCCCCAUUGGCACACAAGCUGCACCUUCCACCAAGAAGUCCAACUCAAAAGCUAGUACGGGUCAAGUUGACAUCACAUCCAGGAGGCCAGUGGUUUUCAACACUGUGGAGGGUUGGGAGCGAGAGAAAGGAAUGUACGUCCGGUCAGUCCUGAGACACAUCAAUGAGGGCUCAGGUGCUGCUCAAGAUGCUGUUGGUGAACUGUGGAGCCUGAUGGCGCAUGUUGGACGUGAUUCUUCCGGGAGACAAUGGCAACAUCCCUGCGACCUAACACGCAGGAACUACCAAGGACGGUUGGGGAAAGUCGUACCAAAAAUGACCCUCCACAAGUGGCAGGCCAAAAACUCCUUCACACACAAGCGCUUUGACAAGGUGCCGAAAGUGUUUGAAAGAAGUACAUUUCCCUAACCAAGCCCUUUUUUAAUGGUUCCUCUCAUGUUUGCACUAUUCUUCUUUUCUAAAUGUGUGCCGUGUAUUGUUGUUGGAGUAAAUAUAGUUAGAAGACUUUAUAAUGCAUGAAACAAAGAAUGUUUGCUGGAGCUGAAUUUGAAAUUGCAGUGAAUAGCACCCAACAAGAAAUAGUCAUUUCAAACCAUGUAGCUGGUUGGUCAAGUUACUGUAUAUCCAUUAUUUUGCACUUGUGUCAAAUGUUUUGUUGUUUUUGUUCAACGCAGCACUAUUUCUAUUUUACUUGUUGACCUUGAAAUAAACUGAACUGAAAACA